This is a messenger RNA of Symbiodinium sp. CCMP2456, 1731 nucleotides long. The record is from the annotation of a GenBank genome assembly. Lineage: Eukaryota; Dinophyceae; Suessiales; Symbiodiniaceae.
AUGGCUUCGUGCGAGCAGGUGCCCGACUUCAUGGUGCGAGAUGAUUUUAUAAACAAUCAGCUGAAGGCGGAUCUGCUCGCGGAGUUGGGCCAAGAGAGGCUCGCAGCAUUUCAGGGUGGCGCACUCCGAGGCACUGUUAACGCUGGAACUGGCUUCGCCACCUCGGUAAAUUUGCCAAGGCGGCUUGCUGAAGAGAUUCGUGCAUUGACAAGCGGGAACACCUCUCCAGUGUGUCCCGGCGACGGCCAUGUGUCUGUCCCAGCUAUGAUGAGCAUAGGCGAUGUGGAGAACCAUCGCGACUCCUGGGGUGGCCGUCGCAACUCCGAAGUUCACAGCCAUACGGUUAUGGUGUGGCUGCAAGGUGCAGGCUCCCAGCUCAUCCUUCGAAGCGACAGUCAGUGCCACGUCGUGGAAGCCUUGCCGGGAAGAUUGGUGGCCUUCUCCAAUCGCGUGUACUCACAUUCAGUGCGACAAGGAAUCCCCGGGACAGCCCGGGUAAUGAUCGGACCCAUGGCUUGGCACAGCUCCGGCAGUUUUCAGCCAGUGAUGGCGGUUGAAUGGGAACAGCCACAGAACUGUCAAGAGUGGACGCUUUGCUGCUGCGUGAUGUGCGGCUUCUUCUGCUUGGCAUCCGCGGGCCAGUGCUGCUUGCUUCCUGUACUUCUUCUUCGGGCAGCUCUUGGAGCUGUUCGCGGCGCACUUGCAGGGGCUGUCUUGGCGCCUGCCUACUCUUUGGCCUAUGCAGUGACCGCGCUAGUGUGGACGCCACGGGUCUUGUGCCGGAGUUGCAGGGCGCUUCGCACUGAAUCCUGUUGUAUGGCGCUCUUGUCGCUGUUGCUUCUUCCCCUUCGUGCUCCUGUGAUGCUGGCUGUGUCACUUCCAGCCAUCUUCCUGGUCACGAUCAGUUGGGUAGCGAUGUCUGCAGCCUUCUACCCAGAGUACAGCUGUUGGCAUCUAGCAGUCGGAGGCCAGAUCAGGCAAGGUUACUUUCCAUCAGAGAAUGGGCAAAACAGGGAGGAGCUUCUGCAGAACAUGUUCCGAGACAUUUGGAGAUAUCACCGUGACUUUGACUUUUCGCCCUGGGAUGCCAGUCCUCGACCUUCACCUGUAGUGAUCGGAGCAAGCGAAGACCAGGACCACAGCAUUGAUCCUGCAACUUCCGUGUCCUCACUGACCUGGAGGCAUCUCGUAGGCGAGUUCAGCAUGAAGGAUGUUUGGGACGCCUGCUUGAAGCGCGCAGUGGCCCUUGGCGUGGAACUUCAUGCAGCAGGACGAAUCUCCACAGAUGAUCUGGAAGGGAUGGAGCCAUUCCUUUUCCUGGGACUUCCGGCAGUGGCUGUUGUCCAGUUGGUGCGGCGAUCAGCAGACAAGAGUGGCCUCGUUUUCGACGAAGACAGGAUGACAGUCACAUCUUCCAAUCGACCACACAAUGCAUUUGCAGACGGUAUUUGGCAUUCUGCAAUGCGUGCCAAGCGAGCCUUGAUAGAGUCACUGGACCACCGGUCUUUGAACGACGUGGACGUGGAGUUCUUGGAGCUUGCAGCUCUCAAUCGUCCUUCAACCGACCUGUCACAACUGGAUCUGGACAUGGCGCGGAAGCAGCAACUGAACGCCGUGGUGACAGCCGCAGUUGAGCUGGCCAUCUUCGCAUCACGCUCAGCUCAGUUCAAAGCCUCUAUGGGCUCCGUACUUCAAGAGAUCGUUGCGAGAGUUCAGCCUGAAACUGCUUAA